Molecule: messenger RNA, 4559 nt
Organism: Nematostella vectensis (starlet sea anemone)
Lineage: Eukaryota; Metazoa; Cnidaria; Anthozoa; Actiniaria; Edwardsiidae
Product: serine/threonine-protein kinase LATS1
Exons: 3
Coding region: 646-3855 (1069 amino acids)
Biological process (GO): peptidyl-serine phosphorylation; hippo signaling; positive regulation of apoptotic process
Molecular function (GO): ATP binding; protein serine/threonine kinase activity; protein binding
Source: RefSeq, a predicted model, not a curated record
UGUGUUCCAGGGGUGGGCACGAAUUUCAAUCCCGCAAAGUGCAAACAAUGUAGGAACUACAAAACCAUUUUUUACAAACGUCUAGUAGCGAACUACUCUUGUAUUUCUUAUGCACGGGGUGCUAUAAUAAGCCUUUGAAGUGCAGACUAGAAGUAAUUUGUGACACACUCUUUGGAAGCAAUGUUUGUGUUCGGGAAAUGGACGAGUUUAGCGAUUGACCAAAGCUGUUUGGAAUGUCAACCAUUUGAUGUGCUUUAGACCGAGCGUAAGGUUCAAUUCUACUCGUCUGCUUUUGUAGACAUAAAUUGUUGGUCUACAAAAUACAGGGUUCAAGGGAAGCAUUAAGAUGUUCGAAAGUUGGUGAUAAUUUUGUUCGCAUUGCGAAAUUUACGAAUUUGGAUUCAACGCUCUGGAUUCAAUUCAUCAUUGGAAUAUUUCGUAGUUGGCGAAUCGGUACAGCGUAACUGAAAUUACGGGAUUUUUAUCGAAUUACAGACACUGGCCCUCAACAUACCAAGGAGUAAGAACAGUACUUUGUAAUCGGUAAAUUCAGUCUCUUAUUUUUUAGACAUUACGUCAGGAAAACAAUUGAAAAGAAAUACAAAUUUGUACUGUUGAUUCUGAGAGAAAUCAACAACGAUUUUUAUGAUGGGGGAUCGAGAUUUGCCCAAGAAAACUAGACCCCAGCCUUAUGUAGGAAACAGUCAGCAAAUGCUAAAGGAAAUCAGAGAAAGUUUAAAACAUCUACCAAGACAGCAGCAAGGACAGCAACCAACUGGCGAUGUAAGAACUUCUGGUGCUACGACUUGUAUUACACCGGUCACAACACAAUUGAACAGAGGACAACAGAAUCGUGUAAAUGCCAAUGGCAAAGCUAGAGCUUUAGCCGAAAUUCGUAAUUCGCUAGAACCGUAUGCUGCCUGCGAAUCGGGAUAUUCAUCAUGUACGGAAAGCACAGCUCAUCUAGAAAACAUCAACAAGCAACUAAACCACCAACUUAUGGCGAUCGGUUACGAUCAGGAUGCCGCUGCUUAUGCACUAAAAGUGACACCAAACCACAGUGUGGAAGAUGCUAUUGACAUGUUAAAUUCCAUCGGAGUAUAUCCGCAGAGGCGGGAACACAGCCCUAACAGGAGUCCCAUCAUGGCUCCACACCAACUGAAAUCUCCACCACCUUAUAACUCAUUUCAUCGCAGCUCCUGGAAGGGAUCUCAGGGCUCAACGGACUCCUUGAAUAGUAACCCACGCCGAUCAGAAUCACCAUUAACACAGGAUGCCACACUGCAGGGAAGUCCCCUGCGGCAUCCAUCGCCAAACACCAGUCAAACGUCCAAUCAGGAAAUGCCUAAUGUGGAAUGGAAGAUUUCAAAACUUGUUCCUCAACAAUAUACUGGCAGUAUUCAAACUCGUCCUACUCCUCCAUUCACACAAGUGCGGCAAUGUUUGAUGCAAGAUGGUGUACCUAAGCAAAAUGUCCAUCCGAGUAUGCAGGGUGGAUGGCGACAGUCAACUACACCUAAGUACUCCAUGUCAUCCCAAGGCCAGGGAUUGCCUUUUCAACGGACUACAGUUGUCACAGCACAGCAAAAUUCUUUACCACCGCCACAGUUCCAGGUAACUGCCCAAGUGAGUCUGCCACCAGCAAAUGCAUCUCAAAAUGAGAGGGGUGGAGCAGGAAUGGUUUCUAGUUCAGCUUCUAAUGUCUCAAGGACAACAGCAAGCCCGAUGUCUUUUCAUGUACAAGUUCACACUAACUUUCCAUCAAACUCAUCUAGUGGAAGUUCAACUAUUGCACCUGUUCAGCCUCAACGCAUGCAAAAUAGUCAUGGAAGCAGGGAGGGAUCUGGAGAUUCUCAAAAUCGUAGAAGAUCUCCUGUUCCAAAAGGAUACUAUGGAUCCCCACAGAUUAUAUCCUCAAAUUUUCAACCACCACCAGCUUAUGCCCCUCAACCUCCAACACGGCCUCUGUCUGGGGCAACAUCUGGUAUUGGUUCAGACACAACUUCACAGUUAGGAUGCUCUUCUUUGUCAAGUGUGUCAAGCCAGUCAUGUCUGUCUUCGCCGACUGUCCCAGAGGGCUGGCGUAAUUCCUGGAACACUGAGACAUCAUCAAACCAUUCCUCCAUGAGUGAUGAUGUGCCCUGGUUUGACUCAGGCCCACCGUCACCAUCUGAAUUCUCCUCUUUGCAAGAUAUGUCAGGUCCAAUAAUGUCUACAUCAAUACGCAACAUGGGCGGGGCUAUUAUUAAUUACCAGCAGCCUCAGGCAAGGGGAUACAGGCAGGAGGAGCUAAGUAGUAAUGAGCCUAUGGACAUCGAUAUGGACUACCCAUGUACUUCACAGAGUCAGUCACAAACAUCGAGGCAAAAAAUUGCCAAUUUAAAAGGCAAAGUUAAAAAUACAACCCCUGAGGCAUUUAAGUUCUUUAUGGAGCAGCAUGUUGAAAAUGUCAUGAAGUCUAGAGAACAACGAGAGAAGAGGAGGGAACAGCUAGAGAAGGAGAUGCGUAAAGUUGGAUUAUCAGAGGAAGCACAGUCACAGAUGAGACAACUACUAAAACAGAAGGAAACCAAUUACAUUCGCUUGAAGAGAACUAAAAUGGAUAUAUCAAUGUUUGAGAAAAUCAGAACUAUUGGUAUUGGAGCAUUUGGCGAGGUGUGGCUUGUGCGUAAGACUGAUACUAGUAUGUUGUAUGCGAUGAAGAUUCUACGAAAGUCUGAAGUGUUCCGUAGGAACCAGGCUGCCCAUGUGAAGGCAGAGAGGGACAUUCUUGCUGAGGCAGAUAAUGAAUGGGUUGUUAAACUCUACUACUCCUUUCAGGAUCAAGAAAACCUUUACUUUGUUAUGGACUAUGUUCCAGGUGGUGAUCUCAUGAGUUUGCUGAUAAAAUUUGGGAUCUUUCCAGAAGACUAUGCAAAGUUCUACAUUGCUGAGCUUGUGUUAGCUAUUGAUUCUGUUCAUCGAAUGGGCUUUGUCCAUCGGGACAUCAAGCCUGAUAACAUCUUGAUUGACAAGGACGGACACAUUAAGUUGACAGAUUUCGGUCUUUGCACAGGCUUCCGAUGGACCCAUGAUUCUAAGUACUAUGAGAAGGGACAGCACAUGCGACAGGAUAGUAUGGAACCUGAUGAGCGAGCAUGGGAAGAAAUGCGAGCUACAUGCCACUGCGGCGAUAUCUCAAUUGACAAACCCUACAGCGAAAUGAAGCCACUGGAGCGUCGCCAUUUCAGGAAGCAUAUGCGCUGUCAAGCACAUUCCCUUGUUGGGACCCCCAAUUACAUCGCACCUGAAGUCCUACUGAGGAUAGGGUACAGACAGAGCUGUGACUGGUGGUCUGUUGGCGUUAUACUUUACGAGAUGCUUGUUGGUCAGCCGCCUUUUCUGGCACCCACACCUGCAGAAACUCAGCUAAAGAUAAUCAACUGGGAGACCGAGCUUCGGAUUCCUCACCAAGCUCGACUAUCCCGUGAAGCAAAAGACCUUAUUCUUCGACUGUGUACAAAUGCAGACAUGAGACUUGGGUCCAACGGAGCCAGUGAGAUCAAGGCGCACCCAUUCUUUGCAUGUGUUGACUGGGCAUACCUGGCAAAGCGUGUACAAGCGCCGUACACCCCAGUCAUCCGGUUCCCCACUGAUACUGCAAACUUUGACCCUGUGGAUCCUGAGAGACUGCGUACGAGUGACAGCGGUGAGGACAGUCCAGACAGACUAGUGCCAGACAGGAGCAACCAUCGUCCAGAACAUGCAUUCUUCGAGUUUACCUUCCGUCGCUUCUUUAAUGAUGGGGAACCGCAGCCGGCACCUACCUGGGACCCCUCAGAGGAUGAUACAGGAAAGGGGCCGGUUUAUGUAUAGGAAUAUAGGCCCACUCAUCUGGGACCCCUUAAAGGAUGAUACAUGGAAAAGGUCAUUCAGAAAAAUCGUUUAAUUAAUUUUUUUCGCAUGACACCUUUAAGGUGAAAUUUGAAAAUAAUUUUGUAGAACUUUAGUCUACAUGUGCCAAGGGCAGCUAUGUCCGUAAACUUCCUUUCUAUGCCAAUUUUUAACGGCGUUUGCAUGCAUUGUAGUACUGUGCAUCUCUGCGUGUUAUAUUUUUACCAAAAUUAUGCAGAUGCACAAGUAGUAGAAAUCUAACUAUUAGAUGGUUCACCGUCAUGAUAAAAACAUCACCAAAUGGAAAGGACAUCUUUUUAAUAUUUCGGAAUCGUUUAAGAUAGCAUGAAAACGUUGCUUUAUCUUUGAAUUUGUUUUCGAAUUUAUCGCCUGCUCCUGUUCAAAUGUUCUCACGUCGUUAUACCCAUAAAAGGGAAUACAUAUUAACAGAAUUUUCCAGAAGUGUCACCCUUCGUUGACUGUACAAAAUUAUAUAAAUAAUAUUUUCAUAGAUGAUUUUAUAGAUAAUACAAUGCACAAAUAUAUUUUAUUGCCUUCAAAUGUAUGUGUAUUUCAUUUUGUAAUUUAUCUCUUGUUGUUUAUUGUAGUGGUUGUAUUUCUAGUGCAAGUGUUGUGAAAAUGGAAUAUUGGCCAAUAUUAAAAAGAAGAAAUGGUUGAAUACCUUA